Molecule: messenger RNA, 5310 nt
Organism: Acipenser ruthenus (sterlet)
Lineage: Eukaryota; Metazoa; Chordata; Actinopteri; Acipenseriformes; Acipenseridae
Product: A disintegrin and metalloproteinase with thrombospondin motifs 13-like
Exons: 32
Coding region: 145-4833 (1562 amino acids)
Biological process (GO): extracellular matrix organization; proteolysis
Cellular component (GO): extracellular matrix
Molecular function (GO): metalloendopeptidase activity
Source: RefSeq, a predicted model, not a curated record
ACUGAUCAACUCAGUCCCAGUUUAUUUGUAACAUCUGCUCCCUGAGAUAACAGUUUCCAAAAAAGCACAGGACCUGUAAUAUAGGCACUCGAAGUGUGCUCGCAGCUGCACAGUAGAGCCUGCACCGAGCAUACAGACACAGGCAUGGCAGAGCCUCUGCUUCUCCUGCUGGCAUUCCUGCCAGCAUGUGUACCCCUGCUGAGAUCUCCGUUAGAAAAGGAAUUCUUGCAGUCUCUGGAUCUCGGAGAUGUUUUCUACUAUUUUGGCAAAAAGUCCUCACAUGAAGUUCCAGAGUUCCAGAUCACUUGGCCUGAGAGCAGUCCCAAGGACCAGGCCGGCAGCCCCCAGCUAUGCUCCGUUUCAGCCCAGGGACAGCGCUACGUGUUUGAGGUGGGGACAGGGAGAGGGAAGGGCCCCCUCUCCUGCUCCUUCGCUGUGGACCGGGUGAUAAACACCUCCGUCAGCGUGGUGCAGCGGCUCCCGGGGGUCUGCUGUGAGAAUCCAGCCCUGCUGCGGCCCCUUGGAGCCCGGGCCCUGGUCAGCCUCUGCCAGCAACAUCUGCAAGGCGUGGUGAUGGGAGCCGAGAGCAGAUUGUAUAUUCAACCGUUUCAGGACAAGCAUCUUCCCCUGAUAAGCCACACCGAUGAAGCCAGGCCUCACAUCGCGUUCCAUCAGCUGUACAGACAGGGAGACAUACAGCACCGGACAAAGACUCCGGCCCGGCGUCAACGGAGGGUUGCCGUGGCAGCGGAUAUCCGUCACCUGGAGCUGCUGGUGAUCGUGGGUCCUGACGUGCACCAGAUCCACAGACAGGACACCGAGAGAUACGUCCUGACAAACCUGAACAUUGCUGCGGAGCUCCUGAGAGACACCACGCUGGGGGCCACACUCCGGGUCCACCUGAUCCGCAUGGUGAUUCUGACGGAGCCCCAGGUAGACAUCAAGAUAAACAACAACAUCACGUCGUCUCUGAUCAGCGUGUGCGACUGGGGUGACAAAGUGAACCCCCAAAACGACUCGGACCCCCAGCACGCCGACCUGGUCCUGUACAUCACACGGUAUGACCUGGAGCUGCCUGACGGGAACCGCCAGGUGAGGGGCGUGGCCCAGCUGGGCGGAGCCUGCUCCAGGGGGUGGAGCUGUGUCAUCACCGAGGAUACUGGCUUUGACCUGGGCAUCACCAUCGCGCACGAGAUCGGACACAGCUUCGGGAUUAAUCACGAUGGGACCGGCAAUGCCUGCAGCAGCAGCGGCUUCAUGAUGGCCUCAGAGGGGGGCUACAACAGUGUGGAUCUCACCUGGUCGCAGUGCAGCCGGGAGCAGUUCCUCCGCUUCCUCGGCCAGAGUCAGGCUGCCUGCCUGAAUGACCUGCCUGUGCUGGAGGGGGGUCUCCCUGGCUGGAAGCCCGGGCUGUACUACGGGGCGGACGAUCAGUGCAAGAUCGCGUUCGGGGGCUCCGCGAGGGCCUGCUCCUUCACACGCCCCAACGUGGAUGUGUGCAGGGUGCUCUCCUGCCACGUGGACCCUCGUGAUCGGAGCAGCUGCACUCGCCUGCUCAUCCCCCUGCUGGAUGGCACUGAGUGCGGACCCAACCAGUGGUGCCUGAAGGGGCGCUGUGUUUCCCCGUCUCAGCUCAAGUCCCUGGUGGUGGUGCACGGAGCCUGGUCUAGCUGGUCGGAGCUCUCUCCGUGCUCCCGCUCCUGUGGGGGAGGAGUCAAGUCCAGAAGGAGGCAGUGUAACAACCCCAGACCUGCCUUUGGUGGACAGCAGUGUCAGGGGCAGGACCUGGAAGCUGAGAUCUGCAGCAGACAGGCCUGCUCAAGCACCCAGCUGGAGUUCAUGGCUGACCAGUGCUCCCUCACCAACACCGAGCCGCUGUUCCUCUCCCCCGGAGUGCCCUCUUACUACAAGUGGAUUCCUGCUCUCGGCUUUGCCAAAGGUGACGAUCAGUGCAAGCUCAUGUGCCGGUCCGAGGGGAAGAAUUUCAUGGUGAGCCGGGGGACGCAUUUCCAGGACGGAACGAGGUGUGAGCCGAGCAGCCCUAACUCAGCAGCGCCCCUCAGCGUGUGUGUGGCGGGAGGGUGCAGGGCGUUUGGAUGCAAUGGCAGGAUGGAUUCUGGGAAGGUGCUGGAUGUCUGUGGGCUGUGUGGAGGAGACAGCUCAACGUGCAAUGAGAUCACCGACUCCUACACAGAGGGGAAGCCCAGAGAGUACGUCACCUUUCUGACAGUCCCGCUGAACGCAACACACGUCCGAAUCGUCAACAGCAAAUCUCUUUUCACACAUCUUGCGGUGAAGGUGAAUGGUCAGUAUGUGGUGUCAGGGAAGGGAAGCGUGUCCGUCAGCAGCACACACCCCUCCGCUCUUGAGGACAGCAGGGUGGAGUACCGGCUGCACCUGACUGAGGACAACCUGCCCAGCUCAGAGGAGGUGUACCUGCUGGGGCCGGUGCUGGAGGAGACACAGAUACAGGUGUACCGGAAGUAUGGUAAAGAGUAUGGGGAGGUGACCAGCCCCAGCAUCAGCUACUCCUUCUACAUCCCCAAAGAGAAGCCGUCCUUCAUGUGGGCGUCCGUGACUGCAGCCUGCUCCGUGACCUGCGGGGGGGGGGUACAGAAGACCACCUAUAUCUGCGUUGAUGCGAGCACUAAGGGGGUGGUGGAGGAGACGCGAUGCGGGGGACCCCCCCAGCCCCCCGUCAAACAGGAACCCUGCAGCCCCCGACCCUGCCCCCCCAGCUGGCAGGUGGGGGAGUUCAGUCCCUGCAGCGCCACCUGUGGGAUGGGGGUGAGAGAGCGGCUGCUCCACUGUGUGAGGCGACACAAGGGACUGACGAGCAAACUGCCUCCUUCCAAGUGCCCCCCAGAGUCAGCCCUGCACACCAGCGAGAGCUGCACCCUGGAGCCCUGCCCAGCCAGCUGGAGGUCCAGAACCCGCUCCCCUUGCAGUGUCAGCUGUGGAGGGGGGGUGCAGCAAAGGGAUGUCUACUGCGCAAGGGAUGCUGGGACACAGGAGGAAUCCCUUGCUGAGGAGAGCUGUGGGCACCUGCCCCGCCUGGAGGACUCUGAGCCCUGCAACACCCAGCUCUGCCCCCCGAGGUGGACUGUGUCCCAGCUCGGUAACUGCUCAGCGCUGUGCGGCCCCGGGGUGUCCAGCCGGUCAGUGGCGUGUGUCCGGUCUCUCAACGGCUCCGACGUGGAGGUGGACGAGAGGCUGUGUCCGGAGGCAGAGAGGCCUGCGGAGCACGUGUCCUGUGUGGUCAACGUGUGUCCCAUCGGCUGGGAUUUAAGAACCUGGUCAGAGGCUCCGCGGAUGCACAAGACCGGGCUCUAUGACAUCACUCACCCCAGGGAGCAGCCUGUGUACGUGUGGAGCCCUGUGAUUGGACAGUGCUCUUCGAGCUGUGGGGGAGGGGAGGUGGAAGUGAGCUUCUCCUGCGUGGAUCACGAAUCGAAGGCCGUGGUGAUGGAGGGACAAUGCGGGGAGACUUCCAAACCGGAGAGGAGGCUGGAGGCCUGUAACCAGACGCCGUGCCCUCCAGUCAGGUGGCGCUACAAGGCGGGCGCGUGCAGCGCGUCGUGUGGCGGGGGCGUGGCGCAGAGGGUCCUGUACUGCGCGCAUGACGGCGAGGAGGGCGAGGAGGUCCUGAACGGGACGGAGUGCUGGGCGGCUCCCAAACCUGAAGAGCAGGAGCCUUGCAGCCUGCACCCCUGCCCCCCCAGGUGGAGAGUCUCUGACGCUGGACGUUGUUCCGCCACGUGCGGCUUCGGGGUGGCCGAGCGGUCAGUGACCUGCGUCCAGUUUGACAGAGGAACGGAUAUAGAGGUGGCCGAAACGCAGUGUCCUGUGGCCGGCAAACCUCCAUCCCAGAUCCCCUGCAUGGUCAGCGCCUGCACUUUCAGCUGGGCAGUGCAGAACUGGACAGAGUGCUCUGCUUCGUGUGGCAAUGGGAUCCAGUCCAGGCAGGUGUCCUGUGUCCACCAGGCCCUCUCUCAGUCUCUCAGCUCCCUCUUCUGUAUGCACCUCCCCAAGCCCAUCACCAUCCAGGGCUGCAGCCGGGAACCCUGCCCUGAUGAGACCCCGACCCCAGGGGUCCCAGGGGUACCCACCACCUCCCCACAGAUCCCCAGCCACAGCACCCCGGAACCAGCACUGGAGGACACUGACACCAGUGUCUGCGGGAAGCUGCUGCUCCAGGACACAGGCAUCGUGGACCUGACGGAGGUGCGGACCAGAGACUGCUUGCUGUCCAUCGGCCGGCCGCUAGGGGAGGUCAUCGUCGUGAAGGUCAUCUCCAGCUCCCUGAACUGCAGAGAGAGGGAGUUUGUGCUGUUCUACGACCGGCUGAUGCUGAUGAAGAAGUGCGAGCGCCUGGCGGGCUUCACCCGCACCUCCCGGACCAACGUGCUGCUGAUCCGCCAGGGCAGACUGGCCCCGGGCAGCGGAGUGCUGCUGCAUUACUGGAGCCAGCCGGCCCCGAAGAGAUACUACGGGGACUGUGACGUGCAGCUGUUUGGCUCCUCCGGAGAGCUUGUGAACCCCGUGCGGCCCUCGGAUCCCGGGAGGCAGACCUGCCGCACCUUCAUCAACGUGGCCCCCAGCCGAAAGAUUGAGAUCCGGGCCCUCGGCGUCAACCUGGCUUCAGUGGUCAAUGGGACGCAGUCCACCUACAUACUGAUCCGCGACGUCGAUGCUCUCAAGACCUCGGUGUUCCACGGGAACCAGCUGUUCUUCUGGCGUUCGUCGGGAAGCCGGGCCGAAAUCGAGUUCCAUGGGGAGUACCUGGCACACCCAGGCAGCUUCCGGGCAGAGUAUUCCGUCAUCGACCCUUAACCUCUGACCCCCUGACCCCCUGGACAGGCUCCCACUGUUUACUUGGAGGGUUUCCUUUGGGUAGCUUCAAUCUCAGACACUUUGACCUCAUUGCUCAUUCAACCAGCCUCCUGUCUCUGCAGUGAAACGCUUUUACCACAACAGCGUUGCUAAGUUGCCGGUUGUAUUAAAAAAAAUCUUUAAUACAAGCGCACGAUGGAGCGAUAUUUAGUUAAUAUUACUGUGACUAUGAAAAAGCCACUGAUACUAGACUAGCACGUGCCCUUAUAAGGGUUUACUGCAGCGAAAGCAUGGCAAAGCACGGGCAAGCACGGUGAAUCGCAGGCAGCUAUGGUAAAGAAAACAUGCUUAACCAUAGUCAAGCACAGCAAAUGCCUGAGUGAACGUGGUCAACUUAUAUAAAGGUGUGUGUGUGUGUAUAUAUCUAUCUAGAUAUGCUGAUGACUAUAUAAAAUGCACAUUGAAUAAAUGACAACU